GGCACGAGCAAGCUCGGCUCAUGGGCUCGGCUGCGGCAACUGUAAAACGGCCUUAAGUUGAUUUAUACUCCAUCCAAGAGAUGGCAGUGAUGUGAUGUCCAUUUCUUGCUAUUGACUAGGAACAGCUCGGUGGAGGUGAGGCGCACCGCGCCAGUAAAAAAAACUAAAUGUUAGCUAGCUAUUUGCUUGACAGUUUAAAUUCCCAAACCUAGUUCCAGCAAUUACCCUGGUCCUCCCCUUAAAGAAAGUGGAGUCGUCCAACGGAAAAGGCUUUGACAUCCACUCUGCUGCUGGAGUUGCUGUGAGAUGAUGCAGUCCAACAGGUCUGAGUACAGUCACAGGCGGCAGUACAGUGACAAAAGUUCAAGGAAGUGGGACGACUAUGAUGACGAAUGGGAAGAAAGGCGUGAACCUCACAGAGAUAUAGCGCGGGAUCAGAAAUAUGGUGGUGAUGGACAGAGUAGCACAGAGAGGACAGGCAGAAGCAGAGAGUACAGUGACUCGCCUAAGAUGCUGUACAGCAAAGACGCAAUGAACAGAGACUGGAGCAGAAAGAGCUCAGCGAGGAGACGCAUGUCUUCCCCUGUUUGGGGUACUUGUGAGAAGAAAAGGAGAAGGUGUACAGAAGAUGAUAAGGAUGAUUCCAUGUACAGGCGUGAGCCUGAGGAUGAAACAAACAGGCAAUCGCCAGACAGUUUUUCACGUGCACAUGUAACCAAGGAUUUUAAACAUACACUACCAGAGGAAGAGGAUUUCAGAUACAGGAAAACACCUCAAGACUCCAAACACAGAUAUCGGCACGAGGAGUUCACCUAUAGGCAACAACCUGAUGACUGCAGACAAUCGUCUGGAUACUACAAAGGCAGAGAUGGUCAUGAAAGGAGCAGAGACGUUUCACGAGAGAGGACACGAUCCCAAGAUCGCUCUACAAAGAGUUAUGCCAAACCCAGAGAGAGGACUGACGGCCCCUCCACAGAUCAUAAGGAUUAUCGUCAAAAUAGAACAUGGUUUCCCCUGAAUGAACCUAGUGGGCAGUCUUUCGAGAGGGCCGUCGCCAACCAAAGUGCUGCCGUUCCUGAGCAGAAGAAGUCGGCCAUGGGUUUUCAGCGUUUCCUUGAUGUGCUCAACAAGGGUGUGAAUGUCACCAUGCUCAACAAGAUAGUGACUCAAACCACCACUGAAGUGAGUGAUCGGCCACGCUCUCCCACUUCUUUCAUGAACACCGAUCGUCCGUGGUCUCCUGGUUAUGCUGGGAGGCAACAGGGAAACCACCAAAAUACCAGCCACUGGAGUGAGACUGAGAGAUCCCAGAGACGGGCGUCUCUGAAGCCUUGUCGCAGGUCCUUCAGCCCUGAGGGCCGCGCUCCGUCUGAUGAAAAGUCUCUGCAAAGGGCUGACGGAGAACAAAGCUACUUUAGCUCCAACAGUAGAUCCCAGUCUCCCUCAGUGGUGGCUAAGAUAACACUGACACCUGAAGAGAAGCACAAGCACAGGCAAAUGCAAGAUGUCUUACAGGCCAUUGGCAUUGAUUUAGGAUCCGAAGAACUGGGCCAAAUGUCACAUCGGAUCCAUGAGAGGUUAUAUGGCAAGAAGGAUUGUGACGGGGGGCGCCAUCGUAGAGGAAGCCGGGAAAGAGACACAAGGCCAGCGUUUUCACCUAGACCGCAAAGUAGAUCAUCGUCAUCGAGCAGAUCUAGUUUUAGCCUGGUAAAUCUGGAAUAUCACCAGAAAAAAGACUCGUAUAGUGCUCAGAGGGAUGAAACCGAGGUAAAACAAGUACAUGUGCAUGAAGCUGUUGGAUACGGCCAGAAUAGCAGCCGUGGCACUUUACAGGAGAGUCAGAAAUGUGAAACGUACUCCCAGGAAAGUACUGCUGCAUGUCAAUCAUUUUCUCAAAAUUCCCAAUACACUUUAUCAACGUCAUCCCCUACACCUGUAAUGCCGAAGUACUCCCCAGUCCGUUCACAGCUGUUGCAAUACCCAGCUCUGCCCCCAGCUCUGCCCCCAGCUCUGCCCCCUCCUAACUUGCCCCACCUUGGGCCCAGGUUUUUCAUGCCUGGCCUGCCUCCCUUCUUCCCUUACCCCCGUCCCCCACCUUUUAACAUCUUUCCCGCACUACUCGCUCAGACGAGGCACCUUCUCAAUCCAAGCAAUCCACCCUUUUUUAACCUGCCAGGUAAUACACCGACUCAGUAUAUGAACACCACACAAAAAUCUAAAACUCUGUCCAGGCCUCGCUGUCUGCAGGUUAUUGAAACCAAACAACCUGGAUGAAGAGUGUUUCAUAGCAGGAAUAUCUGACUGACUGAUAUAGUUGGAAAAUUAUGUUUUGUCUCUGGAGAAUAGUAAAAUAUCUCCAUAGAAUAAACAGUUGGGCCUUUAUGGCGUUCUGUUUUAACCACAAAACACAUUUGAACAUCCCCUCACACAGAAAAUGAACAACACGCAACCUGUCCAGCA
This is a messenger RNA of Perca flavescens (yellow perch), 2460 nucleotides long. RefSeq names its product cyclin-dependent kinase 12-like. The transcript is spliced from 4 exons. The record is from RefSeq and is a predicted model, not a curated record. The coding region runs from base 307 to 2274 and encodes 655 amino acids. NCBI's taxonomy places the organism in Eukaryota, Metazoa, Chordata, Actinopteri, Perciformes, Percidae.